CCAUUUCUGAACUGAGGACACAGCACUCGAGAAGAGAAUCUUUUAUGUUAUGUAUAUUUCUUAAUGUAAAUAAACUGUAACGUUAGGCUCUCCGCUGAAACUUCGAUACACACACACACAACUGAAGUAGCCUUUGCAAUUGUAGUAGGAACCCGUUCGGACAGUGGCUAGAGUCGAAGCUGGCCUUUUAUUUCACGUUUUAACUUUCCUAAGCGGCGGUUUCCGCCGUUUUUUUUCUUUCGCCCCACUCACUCUCCCGCUGUGUGAGUAGGGGCCUGUAAAGUUGGUUUAAGCCACGAGGCGCGUCGGAUAAACCGGAAUUGGGAGAUGGCGGAGUUCGGUAACGGAAUGGACUCCGGGAUGACGGAAGAAUCCCUGCUGGACUCAGACCCAGGGCACCCAGAACUAGAAGACCCGGGUGUUGGCGAUGAGGAACCUGGAUUAGAGGAGGGAGAGGCCGCGAUCGAGGACCCGGAGCUGGAGGCGAUCAAAGCUCGGGUGCGAGAGAUGGAGGAGGAAGCAGAAAAGCUGAAGGAGUUACAGAACGAGGUGGAGAAACAGAUGAAUCUUAGCCCUCCACCAGCCGGUCCCGUCAUCAUGUCCAUCGAGGAGAAAAUGGAAGCCGACGCGAGAUCUAUCUAUGUUGGAAACGUUGAUUACGGCGCCACGGCGGAGGAGCUAGAAGCCCACUUCCACGGUUGCGGCUCCGUCAACAGAGUCACCAUCCUGUGUGACAAGUUCACAGGGCAUCCCAAAGGGUUUGCCUAUAUUGAGUUUUCAGACAAGGAGUCUGUGAGGACGGCCAUGGCAUUGGACGAGUCUCUGUUCAGAGGAAGGCAGAUUAAGGUGGGUGUGAAGAGAACAAACAGGCCAGGUAUCAGCACCACAGACCGCGGGUUUCCUCGGGCCCGCUUCCGCUCACGAGGAGGGAACUUUAACCCGUCGCGCGCACGUUACUACAGUGGCUACACACCGCCCAGAGGCAGAGGACGGGCCUUCAGGGGCCGAGGGCGAACAACAUCGUGGUAUUCCCCUUACUAAUACCCCCAAACCCCCUUACUAUCACCUCCUUGUCCCCAUACCAAAAAAAAGAAUGAAAAAAGUCCCCCAAUAAAGGAAGGAACCCUGAGAAGAAAAAAGACAAAAAAAGACAAAAAAAAAAUAUAUAAAUAUAUCCUGGACAGACAAACUGGCCGCAGUGUGCGAUUGUGUGUGAGCGUGCGUGUGCGGAGUUGGUGCGGUCACCCUGGUAAGGUAUAUGAUGGCCGUUGGGGAGAUUUGGUGGCAUAUCUUUUGAGAUGUUAUCUCAGGCUGCAGAUGUGCCUCCUUUGUCUGGGUGUGAGGGUCACAGCCAACACAGCCCCCAAAUGCUUACAUUCGAAAAGCAAACAUCGAGGAUAAGUCAAUCUUUUUUGCUUUUUUUUAUGUACCGUACAUGUGAAACUUCCAAUAGCAAAAAUGUUGUUUAUGUUUUAGGUUGUAGUAUUGGAGUUCUCAUAUUCCCUUGUCUCUCUGUUCUCUGACCAGUUGCCACUUACCCUGCCCCAUCCUUUAACUCAUCACUUUUGUUACCAUCUCCCUUUGGUUCCAUCCCAUGCUCUCUUGUUUUCAGUAUCUUCCAGCAUUGGUCAUUCUGACAGCGAUUGCCUUUCAGUGGGUAAAUAAAUGUAAUCUCCUUUUAGCCCAUGGCAUUCACCCCAAGAAAGCAUGGCCAGAGCUCUGCCAACUUUACUUUUUUUUUGUGGGUCUGGUACUUUUUUUUUUCUCCUUGCACCCCUCUGCCUUUCUGUGCUGCUUCUCCUCCCAUUUGUCCGUCACCUCAUCUCCAUGUCCUUCACCUCCUCUCCAUGUCCCUCUCUCUUCUUUCUCCUCUCUCUGUAUAUUAGACCACUUCUUGUCGUUUCAGGUUUCAGGACCAGUGGAGGCUGACAACCCCUGCUCCGGUGGCCGCGGCGCCCCCCAAUGUCUCGGCAGGGUCUCUCUCUCUCUCUGCUCCUGCUAUGCACACUCACCCCAUCCUGUCUGUGUGGGGGGGAGGGGGUCAGGGCGAUCACAGGGCUACCGCAGGGGGCAUUUACUACAACAAGCGUUGAGCUGUCUUACACACACACACACUAGGCCAACACACUUUGCAGACACUACACAACCAACCACCACACACAUUUAUAGAGAGAGCUAAUGUCAAGAUGGCAGCAGCUGUUUUAGUUGGGAGAGUGAGAAAGAUGGGACCAGAGAAGGGGGGAGGGGGUACCAGGGCCCUGGCCCUGUCUCAGACAGUGGCACAGGGGCUAAAGUAAUUAAUUAAAAAGAGUGGAGCUUUUAUUUUAAGGGGGGUGGGUUUGUGUGGAGGGGUUUGGUUUUUGGAAACAGGAGUGGGUUUAAAAAAAAAAAAGUUUAGCUUUUUUUAUUUUUAACCCAUAAGUCUGUAAUUAGAAAAAAAAAAUAAAGACUGUAAAAAAUGA
Molecule: messenger RNA, 2462 nt
Organism: Salmo salar (Atlantic salmon)
Lineage: Eukaryota; Metazoa; Chordata; Actinopteri; Salmoniformes; Salmonidae
Gene: pabpn1
Product: poly(A) binding protein, nuclear 1
Cellular component (GO): nucleus
Molecular function (GO): poly(A) binding
Source: RefSeq, marked provisional